Messenger RNA from Gavia stellata (red-throated loon), 1703 nucleotides. It is a transcript of the gene CPQ, whose product is annotated as carboxypeptidase Q. Gene Ontology annotation, biological process: peptide catabolic process; thyroid hormone generation; proteolysis. The transcript is spliced from 8 exons. The record is from RefSeq and is a predicted model, not a curated record. Gene Ontology annotation, molecular function: metallodipeptidase activity. Lineage: Eukaryota; Metazoa; Chordata; Aves; Gaviiformes; Gaviidae. The coding region runs from base 55 to 1464 and encodes 469 amino acids.
UGCGGCCCGCUCUACACGGGGAAGGCCAUCUGUGGAAAAGAAAAAAGAGAAAAAAUGAAGUAUGUAUUCUUAAUAUUUUUCAUGAAUUUGUUACCACAAUUUGCUGGGAAAUCUUUGAGACGAGAUGAAAGUUACCCGAAAACAUCUGAAGACGUUAAAAAUGAGAUAGCUGGCUAUACUGAUAUUGCUAAAGCUAUUAUUGAUCUUGCUGUUCACGGAAAAGCUCAGAACAGAUCCUAUGAAAGAUUAGCAGUUUUUGCUGAUACCAUAGGACCUAGACUCAGCGGUUCGAAAAAUCUAGAUGCAGCCAUCAAGUAUAUGUUCAGUGCCCUGCAGGAAGAUGGGCUUGAAAAUGUGCAUCUGGAGCCUGUGAAAGUACCACACUGGGAAAGAGGAGAAGAGUUUGCAGUGAUGCUGGAACCAAGGAAUCACAGCAUUGCUAUUUUGGGACUUGGGAACAGUGUUGCAACUCCUCCAGAAGGAAUUACGGCGGAAGUCAUAGUGGUUGCCUCUUUUGAUGAACUGCACAAAAGAGCUCAGGAGGCGAAGGGGAAGAUUGUUGUCUACAAUGAACCUUUCCUCAAUUAUGGCGAAACUGUGCGAUACAGAUCACAGGGAGCAGUGGAAGCUGCUAAAGUUGGAGCAGUGGCAUCCCUCAUUAGAUCCAUUGCUUCUUUUUCUAUUUAUAGCCCACAUACUGGGUGGCAGAAUUACCAGCCUGAUGUGCCUCAGAUUCCCACUGCUUGCAUCUCUGUGGAAGAUGCUGAAAUGAUGUCACGGAUGUCUUUCCGGGGCACUAAGAUCGUUGUGCACCUGAAGAUGGGGGCUAAGACCUAUCCAGACUCUCCUUCCUUUAACACUGUGGCAGAGAUAGUUGGAAGCAAGUACCCAGAGCAGAUUGUAUUGGUCAGUGGACAUCUGGACAGCUGGGACGUUGGGCAGGGAGCUAUGGAUGAUGGUGGUGGAGCAUUUAUAUCAUGGGAAGCAUUAUCACUCAUUAAGGAUCUGGGACUUCGCCCAAAAAGAACUCUGCGCUUAGUGUUAUGGACGGCAGAAGAGCAAGGAGGAAUAGGUGCUGAGCAAUACUAUCAGUUGCACAAGGAAAAUAUCUCCAACUUCGAUAUUGUCAUGGAGUCUGAUGAGGGCACUUUCAAGCCAUCUGGACUGGAUUUUACUGGCAAUGCUAAAGCUCGGGACAUCAUGAAAGAGAUCAUGACUCUGCUGCAGCCCAUCAAUGUUACAGAUGUUUACGACAAUGCAGAUGGAACGGACAUCGAUUACUGGAUGAGAGACGGGGUGCCUGGUGCCAGCUUGCGUGAUGACCUCAGUAAAUACUUCUGGUUUCAUCAUUCUCAAGGGGACACGAUGACAGUUCAGGAUCCAAACCAGAUGAAUCUCUGUGCUGCUGUUUGGACUGUUGUCUCCUAUGUAAUUGCUGACAUGGAGGAGAUGUUGCCAAGGUAAUAAAACAGCAAGAAAGAAGAUUUCUGUUCUUCAGUAAAGAUUGUGAGUCUACUAAUGCAUGUGGUCUACAGCUGUGGGAAAUUCCAUUUUUCACCCUGAUUUUGUGCAUUAUUAUGUCUGUUUUCCUCAAAGCACAUGCUCUUUUACACAUUCCUGUUUCUAUUUGCUGUUUUGAUAUCUUCCAUUUGUGAUUUUCACUUAAAAUUUCUUCUUUAAGUACUUUUAAAAUUUCUGAUGAA